CGGGUACCUCCCUCUGAUGGCGUCUCCAUAGACAUCCCGGCUAUCGACUCGAUCCACAAACGAUCCCCACCAACCCGUCGUUUCAGCAAUUCGUGCGAGACCAGGCCCAGAAUGAUACAGCAAUCAUCCAGGGGCGGCUCAAGUGAUGACGUAGUCAAGUGUGUGACAAAUAGCCUGUGUGAAGAUGAUUUCUCCUUGCCCUCACAGCCUCAGACGUUAUCAGCCUAUCCGUCUAGGCUGCAUGCUCCCGCUGUACGCGCACGCAGUUGCAGUGAAUCCUUGGCUCGAGGUACCGGUCGUCCGCAAGCAGGCACGGGGUCUAUGGAAAGCUUCGCAUACGUCAGCAAGGGAGGGAGACUAACACCGCAAGUCGGUCGACCUUCAGCCUCGCUGGCUGGGCGCACUGAAUCGGCCACGUUGAUGGAGGGAUCCUGUGUAUCGGAAGACGGGACGAGGAGAUGCUCAUCAAAGACGGAGUCGCUGCUCAGGCCGGAAUAUCAGUCCAACAACCCUUUUGUACUGCUUAAGUAUAUCUACAAAACUCGUCAAAUCACAGGCCAUGAGUACAAAGUGCUGUCGUUCUAUCUAUUCGUCAUCUCCGUUGCCUAUAACCUGAUCGUCUACUGGCUAGCCUUCGCCGUCAUUGUACAGAACACACAGGUCACGGAUGCGAAUAAGAACGUAUUGGUAUACGUCAGUGCGGCUGUGUUGCUUCAUCUGAUCCUCCAAAUUUUAGUAUCGGGAGGUUACUGUGUGUAUAACCACAAGCGGCCUUUACCCAAGUCGCGGAUGGUGAUACACAUGACACUGUGUACGGUCCUCGCGUUGGUAGUCCCGUGCAUGACAUACCUGAUUAUGCUAUGCAACCUGCGCAUAGUACAGUUCGGUUGGAAAUAUACACCACUGGUUGUAAUGUGCAUUGGCCAGUUGGUUCUUAACGUGUUAAUUGGGCUGCAAGUUUGUAGGCAACGCGUUAUCUAUCAUUUGUUUGUCGAGAGUCUUUACACGCCCACACUCAGCACACACAUCUACGAGUAUACCUUGGGCGCCAUCCUGGUCCUGGCAGUGCUAUGCCUCGUUCCCUUUGUAUUUAUCACACUGCAUUACGGCGAAAGCGCAGCCAUGUGGAUUCCCUUGAUCCCCUGUCUAGAGGAGUUGAUCCUUGUAUUCGUAUUGAUGUACUAUACGUAUAUCUCGCGCAAUGUCAAGGAGAGCUUCAGCGACUGGCGUGCAAACAUGCGCGUGGGGGCGGUUAUAACCUCCGCUACCAUCCUAAAUUAUGUUCUCAGUGUGCAUGUGCUUGCCCCAAAUACACUGGAUCUGGUGUCUCCCACUAAUGUGGCCUAUAUCAUACUACCUAUGUACUUGACCUUGUUUACCCUUGGGGUGUGCUUGUUGGAUAUCUUCCUGAUGAUAACCCUGAUCACAGCCUUUCAAUUGAAUAUACAAGGCACGCUCGACCCGUCUCACACGGUGCUGAAUGGGUGGGAGAAGGUGGUCGCCGAGGAGGAUCGCAACAAGGGUACAGAUAGCCUGACCAUGAGCAAUUGCAUAUUUGUGCAGAAUCAGUCUAAUAUGAACAUGGGGCGCAGAGUGAGUAUGUCGUCGACCACACCCACAGUACAUGAAGAGCCUCAUGGGCCGGACGGUUCGGUACUAGGCCCUAUCAAUAGCGGGGACGGCAAGACUCUAAACCCAAGAGGACGUGCCGUUACCAGUAGUCUCGAAGCGGGAGUAAACAGGCAUGGCGGGGGCGGGGAUUGUGGUGAGGGUAGCUCAUGUUCUAAAAAUAGAAUCAGAGAAGUUAUAAAUAGAAAUAAAAGUGAGGGAGAGUGUAGAUGUAUGUGCCGAAAUAAGGGCUCCUACUGCACCCUGAACUGUCACCAGCACUGUCACAGCUAUGAUGACAUUAUCAGAGGACCUACAAGUCGAGAGUGUGACCCGCAGCGUGUCAACGACAAAUGUAAACCAACCAACGAGCAACGAAAGCCUUGUGCUGACAAUGCGGCGUGUAUCAGAGAGGGCUGUGUGACAGCCAACAACAUCGUAAGCUCAACCAACGGUACGCCAAUACACCGUGGAAGUACAACGAGUAAUGGUAGCAGUUCUAUGCACUCGCUUGUACGCUGUGGUGGUAAGUCGCGUAGUCAAGAUGACCCGGAUGGGUGUGCGGAGGCCUGUGGAGAUAGCACAGCCAGCGGCCCACCCCAUUCAGAGCGGUGCAAGGGUGGUGUAUCGAACUCCGAAUGUAUGCUGAGCUACAAGGAGAGUACAUCGAGUAAUGGUACAAUCCACUCGGUCGUGCGGAUUGGCGGGUCUCAGUCGAUAGAAUUUAUGCGCGCAGCUGACAACUCAGUGGAUACCUCAGUUAUCUAUGAGGAUCAGGAGACGACGUCUGGUGUUAGCAACCCGAUGGAGCCUGUUAUCUCGGACAAGGGUACGUGACAAUAUAUAGAAGCAUUGAACAUGGGGCAAUAUACACGUCGUCACACACGUACGGCAACUCGCUUGAUACCACAUGCAUCAUAGCUUACACAUAACACUGCGAUAUCAUCCCACACGUAGCACUGUUAUACAUGACGGUUACCUCCACACACUUAAACUGUGCGAGUAGCUUGCGUGCGACGGCUCGAAGACUACGCAUGCUCAUGGCACGAUUGUGACGGUAUCGACGAGUGGUCAGGGUAGCGUAGAUUGAGAUGGAUGAAGCGCACGUGGUAGGAUGUAGUCGAUGGACUAUAAAUGCACCUAACAAGUGGGAUGACCUGUAAAUGCACCUAACACGUGGGAUGACCUGUAAAUGCAUCUAACACGUGGUAGGCGAGUAGUAAUAGGCUCCAACAAUCCUGCAAUGGUGGGGCAAACGGGGCGUGGGUCAUCGUGCUCUGCGUCAGCUACAACUGGGAUAUCACCCACAACCGUGUCAGACCCGAGGGUAUAUAUGUCGGUGACACAACGAGAUCAGUGAGGCGCAUUUGUAAUUGGAAACGUGUGGUAGGCCUACUGGCUGCCGCUCUACGGUUUAACACACACAUUACAUGUGCACAUCCUCGUAGUCGCACACACGGACCGCUUCUCCUGACACCGUACACGAUACACUACAAAGUGACUAGGGUGUUCGUGGCAGGGGAACGUUAGAGCUUAUCCUAGGGAGUGCUUGGUGUGGAGCGUAAGAGCUUAUAGUAGGGGGUGCUCAGUGUGGUAUACGUAGCAAUUCGCGGGACUCGCGCCUUUCAUAUGUGACGGUACAACUCGCUCGUCAUAUACGCGAUAUCACGCCAAUCUUGGCCCAUGUACCAGGACACGCUGCACCUGUCCUACUAUAUAUUGGAUCGGCGCGUUGGAGAUUGGCCCAGGGUGGAAUCAGCACACUUUCGCCUUUAAACGGUUUCCCAAAACAAAUACAUCGAGUCCAACGUGUAGCCAGGAGAACAAGCACAGAGCCACGCGUGUACUUCCACACACAGAAUAUCAAAAGAAUAGCAUGCAUCAUAGGGUAACAGGUUGAUACAAAUAGCCUAUAGUUACUACGUCCUCUAUAUGCCCGUGAGAAUGCGCAAUUGGUCUCAAAAAUAGGAACCAAUCAAAAUUUCAUGGUGUUCCAUGUGUUUGAGGUUACACACGUGGUAGCGCCCUGACAUUCAUUUAAAUCCACUAGAAUCUGGAGCAUAAUUCUCCGGUUUGAAUUUAGUUGAGGACCAAUGCGACUUUGGCAUGUUAGAGAAAAUGUGGUACUUCAGUUGUGCGUGUGUGGCCCCAAUUGAGUAAGAGAGUGUGUGUAGUGUGUGAUCAUUAGACGCGACAAGUAGAGAAAUAAAGUAACACUGCAAGCGUUGCUCACCACUUCCCCAUGCCGAGCUUCCUUUGCAUCGCAUCGUAUACAUCCUA
Sphaeroforma arctica JP610 is the source of this 3888-nucleotide messenger RNA. RefSeq lists its product as hypothetical. Lineage: Eukaryota; Ichthyosporea; Ichthyophonida. The transcript has 2 exons. The coding region runs from base 112 to 2445 and encodes 777 amino acids. The record is from RefSeq and is a predicted model, not a curated record.